Bipolaris maydis ATCC 48331 is the source of this 894-nucleotide messenger RNA. RefSeq lists its product as uncharacterized. The record is from RefSeq and is a predicted model, not a curated record. Gene Ontology annotation, molecular function: oxidoreductase activity, acting on NAD(P)H, oxygen as acceptor. Lineage: Eukaryota; Fungi; Ascomycota; Dothideomycetes; Pleosporales; Pleosporaceae. Gene Ontology annotation, cellular component: intracellular anatomical structure.
AUGUCUCUUCAACGCAGGACGUUUGCGUCGAAUCUGGACGCGGGGUUACCUCAGGUUCAGCGCAACAAGGCUGAGAAUGGAGGAGAAAAGAAAUUUGGCUCUUUUGAUAUUUCAGGAAAGGUUUUCGUAGUUACAGGCGGAGGUCAUGGCCUAGGACUAUGCAUGGCAGAAGGUCUCGUAGAAGCUGGUGGCAGAGUCCACUGUCUCGAUCGAUUGCCAGAGCCUCCCAAAGCAUUUCAAGAAGCGCAAGCACGAGCGAACAGUUCCAAUGAUGCAGGUCUAAGAUACCACGCCGUUGACGUCACACACGACGAAGCCAUUCAAAAAUGUAUCCAAGAUAUCGCGGAUCAAAAACAAAGACUCGAUGGUCUCAUCGCAGCCGCAGCAGUCCAACAAGUCACCCCAGCCCUCGACUUCCAAAAAGAAGACAUUGCAAAAAUACUCGACGUAAACUUCACCGGCGUCUUCCUGACCGCCCGAGAAUGUGCCCGCCAAAUGCUGCGCUACAAAAUUCAAGGCUCAAUCUGCCUCGUCGCCUCCAUGAGCGGUACCAUUGCAAACCGGGGUUUCCUAGCCCCCGCGUACAACUCCUCAAAAGCAGCAGUCGUCCAACUAGCACGCAGCUUGGCAAUGGAGUGGGGAAGGAAGAACGAAGACGGGUCUGGUGGAAUUCGGGUCAAUUCGCUGAGUCCUGGGCAUAUUAUUACGCCAAUGGUUCAGGCGAAUUUCGAUGCGGGCGAGGCGGAUCCGAGAGAGUGGGAGAAUAAUAGUAUGUUGGGACGGCUUAGUACGCCGGAAGAGUAUAAGGCAGCGGGAUUGUUUAUGCUGAGUGAUGCGAGUAGUUAUAUGACGGGGCAUGAUUUGAAGAUUGAUGGGGGGACGACUGCUUGGUGA